GUCACCUGACCAGUCACUGUUUUAUGCUUCACGUAUCCGUGCGAUGUUGACAAGAAUAUAUUUCUCUAUAUUUUAACUUGAUUUGGGAGGGUACUACCUGGGUAGAGUUAAUGCUGGCGACUGAUUAAGGGCUGUUGCUCGCAUGCCCAAGUAAUGGUGGGAGGUCUCGGAUGAUCUCAUUCGGCUGCAACUUGUCCCACCACAAGAAGACUUUAACCACCAACAAUCAGUGACAGCCGGGGCUUGGUGCACGACUCAACCAAACACCUGCCUAAGGAUGUCGAAGCAAUACCUUUCCUACGGCUCAGCAGAUAAUACUCACCCCACUGAUAUUUUUUCGCUGGCCGUGACCGACAAUCAUAUCUUGUCGGCAUCAGGGUCCAAUGUUCUUCAAAUCCACUCGACGAGUGAUGCAGACUUCCCUUUAGCACAGAAACUUAAUGCCCACAAGGUCGGGUGCCAUCAUGUUGUGACUGAUGCAAAAGGAUCAAAAGCAGUUAGUGUUGGAUUUGGCGGCGAGGUGAUAAUCUGGGCUUGUCGUGAUGGAGCAUGGUCAAAAAAGAAAGAUAUUACCCUUGCGGAUCUUUGGGCUGUGGCUUUGUCUUCCGAUGGUCAAUAUCUAGCUGGUACCACCCAGGGGGGCCAUAUCAAAGUUUGGGAUUUGAAUGCAAACGAAGAGGAGAUACGAGAUCAUGAAACGAAGGGCAGUUUUGGAACUUGCAUAGACUUGUCACCGGACGGCCGAUUAAUCGCGAGUGGCCACGAAAAUGGCAGCGUCUAUAUUUUCAGUACGGAAACGGGACGUAUGCCAUUCAGUCUAUCAGGUUUAGUAAAGCCGAUACGGGCUGUGGCAUUUUCCCCCGGUGGGAAGUUUCUGGCUGCGGCAGGUGACUCUAAGGUUAUUGUGCUAUAUGAUACGUCUUCUGGCGAGCAGGUGGCAAGCCUCACAGGUCAUGCUGCGUGGAUUUUGUCUCUCUCUUGGAGCAGUACGGGAGAGUAUCUCCUAAGCGGCUCCUUUGAUGGCAAAGUCAAAGUCUGGUCGAUCGAUACGAGGAAUUGUGUUGCGACCCAUUCCGAGACCGAAAGAGCUAUAUGGAGUGUAACGUGGUUGCCGAAAGCCGGUAAAUCCGAGGGAUUCGCCAUAGCCGGUGCCAAUAGAAGCAUAUCUUUCUAUAGGGAAGCAACGGGCGGCUGAAGUGCUGAAAGGACAAAGGGCUAGAACCCGCUGCUCGCUAUGGCAAUCGCUCAACUACCUAGUAGUUAAGCAAGUUUACUAUUCAAAAAAAAAAAAGGGGCCGGGGNGG
Aspergillus versicolor CBS 583.65 is the source of this 1304-nucleotide messenger RNA. RefSeq names its product SKI complex subunit WD repeat protein SKI8. Gene Ontology annotation, cellular component: Cdc73/Paf1 complex. The transcript has 6 exons. Gene Ontology annotation, molecular function: protein binding. The coding region runs from base 278 to 1195 and encodes 305 amino acids. The record is from RefSeq and is a predicted model, not a curated record. Lineage: Eukaryota; Fungi; Ascomycota; Eurotiomycetes; Eurotiales; Aspergillaceae.